CUUCUUGUCUUCCCUCUUAUUCUUUUUCUUCUUGUUCUUCUUUUUCUUCUCCUCUCCGGCUAUUGCCUCCUCUUUUUCUUCCAUUCAAUGCUGCUGGAUUAAUUGUUUAUAUAUGUUUAUAAUUACAUUAUUGAUAUAACUUUAGGUUUAUAUUUUUUCAAUCUCCUUUCUUUUAAUUUUCUCUUUCAUUGUUUCUCCCUAUUUGAUUAAAUAUUAAUUUGCGUUAUUUAUUUGUUUUCCAGGAAACAUUAGGAGAUAAUCAUUGGGAUGAUGUUACCUGGUGUGAUGAUAGCGUCUUUAGAAGCCACUCAAGCGAAAGGGGAGCUCAAAUUGAACAUGAACGAAAUUGUGGACGAGUGCAAAACAUUCUUCUUCGCAGGAUAUGAAACUACAUCGACACUGUUGAUUUGGACCGUAUACUUGUUAAGCAAAUAUCAGGAAUGGCAAGAAAAACUCAGAGAAGAAGUGUUGAAGGAGUUCGGAGGCAGAAUUCCAGGUACUGAUAUGUUGGCCAAGCUAAAACUAGUGAACAUGGUUCUUUUGGAGGCCUUGAGGCUGGAUGGCCCAUUGAUAGCCAUGGAAAGAGAAGCAUUAGAAGACAUGACACUGGGGAAUUUAAGGAUUCCAAAGCAUACACAUUUAGUCAUGCCACUUGUCAUUAUGCACAGAAACAAAGAAUACUGGGGAGAAGAUGCAAGUGAAUUCAAUCCCCUGAGAUUCAUAAAUGGGAUAUCCAAAGCAGCAAAGCACCCAAAUGCUCUUAUUGCCUUCUCAAUCCGUCCAAGCCCUUGUAUAUGUUGGUGGCCAACUUUGCUUGCCUUGAUACUCCAAAGGUUUUCUUUCUCCCUUGAGUACAAACAUGCACCAGCCGACUUCCUUACCUUACAACCUCAGCACAACCUCCCUGUUGUCUUCAAACCUCUAAAUAUGUAGGAGCGUGUAGGAACAUGUAUUAAAAUUAAAGUAGUCAG
Molecule: messenger RNA, 971 nt
Organism: Rubroshorea leprosula
Lineage: Eukaryota; Viridiplantae; Streptophyta; Magnoliopsida; Malvales; Dipterocarpaceae
Source: the annotation of a GenBank genome assembly